Pseudovirgaria hyperparasitica is the source of this 759-nucleotide messenger RNA. RefSeq lists its product as uncharacterized. Bases 135 to 482 code for a protein of 115 amino acids. Lineage: Eukaryota; Fungi; Ascomycota; Dothideomycetes; Acrospermales; Acrospermaceae. The transcript has a single exon. The record is from RefSeq and is a predicted model, not a curated record.
UAUCUACUCUGAAAACACGCUCCGUCCUGCACUACCCAGUAACACACCUCCUCCGCUCACGCACACUGUCACAAACACGCACACACGCACACAUUCGCACGCACACACGCGCGCACAUACCCAAUCCAGCAACAAUGCCCUUUCCACUCCUAUUUACCCUAUCAACCAGCACUCGGCACGAAAUCAUCAGCUUACGCGACUUCCCACCGAGCUUUUCAGAACUCAAAGCUACCAUCGCGAGAACUAUACCCACAUCCCCUAACUGCGCCGAGUUCAUGGCCAAGUACGCGAAGAAACCCGAUGGCGGCGAUGAUGCCGACGUGGUGGGCGAUAUCAAGGUGCGCUGGAGCACGGUUGGGAGGGACAGCAGGAUUUGGCCGGCGGCAACGCUAAUGACAGAGGAGAAUUGUGAAGCCUUGUUGAGGCUGAUGGAUAACGGGAAGGAUGUUCUGGAGGUUGGUUAUGGGGAGAAGAAGGAAUAGGAGGAGAGUGGAAAACGACUUUGCAAAGCGGCGCAGUAUUUGUACGGGUUUUGUUGAUCUUUAAGCGUUCGGCUUGCGUGUAGUGGGAUUGCAGGCUCCUUUCCUUCUCAUACGAGCGAGUACAAUUUGAACAUCCAAGUGUCAUUGGAGAAUUUUAGUCGCUGGUAUGGACCGUCAUACCUUCGCCUAGACGUAGCAUACAUUGCAAAAUACGCAAAACACCAACCAAAUCUUCGGCGCUCUGUAGACCAUACCCAGCUUGCCAACAGUGUCGUCA